Messenger RNA from Centropristis striata (black sea bass), 2789 nucleotides. RefSeq names its product peptidase, mitochondrial processing subunit alpha (gene pmpca). The record is from RefSeq and is a predicted model, not a curated record. The transcript has 13 exons. Gene Ontology annotation, cellular component: mitochondrion. The coding region runs from base 72 to 1625 and encodes 517 amino acids. Gene Ontology annotation, molecular function: metalloendopeptidase activity; metal ion binding. Lineage: Eukaryota; Metazoa; Chordata; Actinopteri; Perciformes; Serranidae.
UUUGUAGGUGGAAGUGAUUCGACAAACUGUCAUCAUCAUCCGGGUCGUUUUCUGGUCACAGAGGAUCCAAGAUGGCGACUCACAUGUCGAGGUGUAGAACCUGGAGUCGUGUUCAAAGGUUUGGGAUCGCAGCUUACAGAAAGUACAGCAGUGGCGGCCGAUACCCAAAUAUCUCCCUCUCUUCACCACUGCCUGGGAUCCCCAAGCCAGUGUUUGCAUCUGUGGAUGGUCAGGAGAAAUAUGAGACCAAGAUCACUACUCUAGAAAAUGGCCUCAAAGUGGCUUCCCAAAACAAGUUUGGUCAAUUCUGCACAGUUGGAAUUUUAGUAAAUUCUGGAUCCAGACAUGAAGCAAAGUAUCCGAGUGGAAUAUCACACUUCAUAGAGAAACUUGCCUUUUCUUCCACAGCUCAGUAUGGGAGUAAAGAUGAAAUUCUCCUCACGUUGGAAAAACACGGAGGGAUAUGUGACUGCCAAACAUCAAGAGAUACAACCAUGUAUGCAGUAUCUGCUGAAGUGAAGGGUCUGGACACGGUGGUCGGUCUUCUCUCCGACGCCGUUCUGCAGCCUCGUCUGCUGGAUGACGAGAUCGAGAUGACAAAAAUGGCGGUACGCUUUGAGUUAGAAGAUCUAAACAUGAGGCCAGACCCUGAACCCUUACUCACUGAGAUGAUCCAUGCUGCUGCAUAUCGAGGCAACACAGUCGGACUGCCUCGCUUCUGUCCUGCAGACAACGUGGACAAGAUCGAUAAGAAAGUGCUGCACAGCUACCUGCGUAACUACUACUGUCCCGAGCGGAUGGUGCUGGCCGGAGUGGGCAUCGAGCACGAUCAGCUGGUUGAAUGUGCCAGGAAGUACCUGCUGGAUGCGAAGCCAGUGUGGGGAACGAGUGCAGUGGCCAACGUGGACCUGUCAGUAGCCCAGUACACUGGUGGCAUCAUCAAGAUGGAGAAGGAUAUGUCAGAUGUGAGCCUCGGCCCCACCCCGAUCCCAGAGCUCACCCACAUCAUGAUCGGCCUGGAGAGCUGCUCCUUCCUGGAGGAUGACUUCAUCCCAUUCGCAGUGCUCAACAUGAUGAUGGGUGGAGGCGGCUCCUUUUCUGCAGGAGGACCUGGGAAAGGCAUGUUCACCCGCCUUUACCUGAACGUGCUCAACAGGCAUCAUUGGAUGUACAAUGCCACUUCUUACCAUCACAGCUAUGAGGACAGUGGUCUGCUGUGCAUCCAUGCGAGUGCAGACCCCAGACAGGUGCGAGAUAUGGUGGAGAUAAUCACCAGAGAGUUCAUUCAGAUGGCUGGCACUGCAGGAGAGAUGGAGCUGGAGAGGGCCAAGACUCAGCUCAAGUCCAUGUUGAUGAUGAACCUGGAGUCGCGGCCGGUUAUUUUUGAAGAUGUUGGUCGCCAGGUUCUCUCCACAGGAAAGAGAAAGCUGCCACAUGAACUGUGUGAUCUAAUAAGCAACGUGACAGCCAGCGACAUAAAGAGAGUGACCACCAAGAUGCUGCGCAGUAAGCCUGCUGUAGCGGCUCUGGGAGACCUGACGGAGCUGCCCUCGUACGAACACAUCCAGGCCGCCCUGUCCAGCAAGGACGGACGUCUGCCCCGCAUGUAUCGCCUCUUCCGAUAGACCCGCCGCCCCUCGUGGCCAUCAAGCCGGCAGCCACUGGCAAACAUCACUGUAAAUAAACUGGACUGAAGAUUACACUAGUGUUCCCUCCCACCACAGAACUCGACACAGCUCACUCUGGGAGGGGACUAAUGCCCCCGGCUCUCGACUGAACCUCAGAGAGAGGGGAUUUUAAAAGAAAAGUUACAUUUUUACUCUACAGUAAGCAUAGUCGACAUACAGUUGGAGUACAUGUAUUUAUUGUUUGUGGGCAGGAAAGCCAUAUUUCAUCAUGUUCUGGGGUGGUUUCAGGAGUUUGGUUUUAAAGGGACGAGUCACCCCAAAGCCAAAAUUAAAUGAUAGUUUACCAUUUCAAAACUGAAAUACCAACCGUUUGUUUGAGAAUAUGAUUGAAUGAUAUUGCACUGUUAAAGUAAAGCUGCCUAUAGGCAAGAGAAGGCAUCCCCAGCAGUGUCUAAAGUGUUAUUUUGUAUUAAGUUGAUUAUUUUUCUCCAUUUGCAAAACCAUCCGCACUCUAAAAUUCACCAAGCUCCACCUUGAGCUGCCUUUUUCUCUUUUUUUUUUCUUUCUCUUGAGAAUAUCGUACUGUUUAUACAGCACUUAAGAGUCUCACAGGAGACACAACACACAGCAAACUGAUGAAUAAAGGAUUCCUUGGAAAUGUUUUGGAUAAAUGUGAUAAACCUCACAUCCGUAGCCAAUUUGUCCUCAAGAAGACUGAAGAAAUCACAUUUUUUUUGUCAUCCCUGUGUCUCAUGUACAGUGAAGCGAUUGAAAUCUAAAGUGAAAGUUCUUUUUUUUUGUAUUGUCAUUGUAAAUUCCCUUGCAAAUUAAAAACAAUAUAAAAAUAGAUCAAAUAAAGGAACUGUUUAAGUUUGGGGAAUAUGCUUAUUCUCUUUCUGGAGAAGAGUUAAGAUGAGAAGAUCAAAACUAAUUUUAACUUGAGUGCUCCAAAGAUUUCACACUAUUCUGGUAAAAAGACCAAUCUGGUGUGUUUUCAAAUUAAUUUAGAGGUUUUAGAGAUUCAUCAGAUUUUAUUUUACACAAAAAAGCAUGUGCUUUGUACUAGUAACACUAUUUCAGUGGUUUCUGGCUACAGGAUGUGAAUGAAACAAUGUCAACCUAAAUGUAAUUACUUCCAUGAAUAAAACUGUAUAUUUUAAA